GCGUUUUCCGGAUUGCGCUUGCGUUGAUCCUUCCUAUCUACUGAAUAACAGCAUCCCCCAUCACGGAAUGUGAGAGGCAUGUCGCGGAGAAGACGAAGACCCGUACGAAACAAGGAGAAACUGCCUCCUAAGGUGCAGUUACUUACUAGGAAAUUAAGAAGCUCCAAAAAGGUCCUAUCAAUUAAAAAGGCAACUGCAUUCAAAGCUACUAACAAAGCCAAGUUCAGUGUGAAAAAGUCUCCAAAAUCAAAGUCUUCAUCAGUGACCAAGACAGAAAAAAUCAAUGGGGUUUUACAAGUGCCUGAUAAAACUUUACCUGCCAUGGUGGAACAAGGUCAGCAGCAUGAUGUUAAAAAUACAGGAGAGGAAGAAACCAAAUGUGCAGUCAAUGAUCUUUCUAUAAAAGAAGCAUCUUCAUUAUUACCCGAGACAGAGGAAAAAGAGGAAGGAAUGGAAGUUGCAGAAAAUAUUGAUGAAAAUAAAAUAGACACACCUCUUCAGAUUGAUGAAUCCCUUCCAGUUGAUGAGAAAUCAGAAACCACUGACUGCAAUCAUGAAAUAGAAAAUCAAGAAGUUCCUGAAGAAAGUUUUACUGAAAAUAGUCCCAAAUCACCGAAUUCAUCCGUUGAAAACAUGGAAAUAGUUCAAAAUAUAGAAGAAGAAACAAAUGUUUCCAAUGCUCAAAAUAUGUGCACAGUAUGCAACAUAGUCACAGAUUCUUCUGCAUCUUUAACACUACAUAUGAAGCAACACAGUGUAACAAAUAAUCAAAUACACAAAUGCCUAAUUUGUUUAAAGUCCCUUAGUUCUGCUAGUUCUCUUGAUCGCCACAUGCUAGUUCAUUCUGGUGAGCGACCUUUUAAGUGUAAGUUAUGUGAUAUGUCUUUUACCACUAAUGGUAACAUGCAUCGACAUAUGCGCACCCAUGGGGAGUUUGAUGCAUCAGAUAGCACAAAAUCUUUAGAUCUCAGGAAGAAGGAUGUAGCAAAAGGAAAAACCGAUGAAGAUAUGGGAGAUGAAUCUAAACCUUCUGAAGAAAAGCUACAUUGUCCUGUUUGUGGAAAGACUUUUUUAUGUGACUUAGGUCUCCAAAGUCAUAUGGAAACUCACCCCAAUGAUCCUAUAAGAUGUCAAAAGUGUGAAAUAAUAUCUGUCAAUUAUUCUGCUCAUACUGAUCAUAAAUGCAAUAUUUUAGAGUGCAAGUUACCUGUUAAAUGUUAUCCUUUUCCUUGUGGUUUCCAAGAAUUGAAUUUCAUGGAUUUUACAGCUGAUAAGUUUUCUUUAGUGUCUAAAUCCUUUUGUGAGCAAAAUAUCAAACGUCCUAGUAGUGCCUUUCAUGUAUUUGAAUGUUCAGAAUGUAAAAAAGCAUUUCCUUGUGGACGAGCUUUAAAACUCCAUCAAAGAGUACAUGAAACCAAAGUUGGAACCUUUUGUCCAAGUUGCCAGUGCGAUUUUGCAGCAGCAUCUUUUCUUCAGUUGCAUCAGUUGAAACAUCGAUCUCCUGAACAUUGUCUUAACAACUCAUUUUCUGGCGAAGUUGUGCAUGAUGCACAGAAUCAUUCUUCACAUGCAGGAAAAGAGGACUUUUUGGCUUUGCUCAAUCUUCAGACUAAACAAUCUCAGUUAUCUUUCAUCAAAGGCUUGAAGUCUUAUCCUGUGAAAGAGGACAACUUUGAGAAUUUUGAUUAUUUUGUUCAUGGAAAAGUUAGCAACAAAGAAACAAAAGUGGGGGAUGCUGAUGCAAGCAAUAACAACAAUAAUAAUGAUUUUGCUGAUAUACAAUCUAUUAUAUCUCUUACCUCUAAAGCACCUUUAAUUUCUGCUGCACAAACUUCUCCUGUUGCAGUUCGUCCUGUAUCACCAUUGUCUGUGCCUUCAUCACAGCAACCUAAAUCUCCUGAGAUUGCUGAAUCAGCUAAUGCAAGUCCUGAUACUCCGUCCAAAGAAGUUGUUUGCAUUGAUAACCAUGAUGUGCCUGACAUUAAUUCUACUUCAGAUGCUCAUGGACUAUAUUCUUGUAAAAUAUGUUCUCAGAAAUUUAAAAAUAUCAGUACAUUAAAGAGGCAUUGCAAAUUGCAUAUGCAAAGGGGUUCAAAUUAUUCAUGUCAUCUUUGUACUUAUGCUAGUGUUGACAAGAGUACCCUUAUAAGGCACCUCAGAACUCAUAAUGGAGAAAGGCCAUUUCAGUGUGUAAUUUGUAAGUAUGCUUUUACUACUAAAGCAAAUUGUGAACGUCAUGUUCGGAAGCGGCAUAAGAAAUUCGGAAAGGCUGAAAUUCGCAAUGCAAUGCAAUACAAUCCUAACAUGUCUCUAAGAGGAACUGAUCCUUCUACUUCAGAUAUUAGUAAUUCAGAAACUGUUUGUAAAUACUGUGGUGUUGAUUUUAAGUUUAACAGAGUAUUACGGCAUCAUCUGCGUUCACUUCACAAUAGCUGUAAUAGAAAACCAUUUAGUUGUAAAAUAUGUAAAUUUGGAUUUUCUACUAAAAAUAAUUGUAUCAGACAUGUACUCAAACAGCAUCCAAAUCUGAAAGAUAAACUUAGAUCAGUUGUAAUUCCAAAUUCUCAAAUGUCCCAGAUUCCAAAUGCAGAAUUAACUAGUGGGACUGAUAAUUCGAAUUCAUCGUCUGUUAACCAUUCUGCGUGUGAGCAAGUACAACCUUUAGAUUUGCAUUGUGAUAAUAGUGAUAAACCUUUAGAUUUACAGACAGAAAAAAAUUCAUAUGAGUUUAAUGCCAAUGAGACUGUCAUAGCUGCUGAAAGCCUUGUAAGUCUUUCUAAUGCUCCACCUCUUCAAGAAGAACCUCUUGACCUUGCUGCCCAUCCUUUGGACUUGACUUGCAAACCUCUCUCAGCAGUUACGAAAAAACUAGACUCGAGACCAAGCAGUAUAUUUAAUAGACCUUCGUAUAUGAAUAAGGCUUCAAGCUUUGUUGAUUUAACUACCUCAAAAUCCAUCACUGUACCUGAGAACAAAAUACAAAUAUCACCAUUACCAAUGACUAAUAAUAAUAAUUGCUCAAAAAAGCCAGAAAGCAUAGUUCCAAAUGAAACACCAGCAAAUUCCUCUGGACAGAAACAUCGGUCUUUCACAUGUGUGUACUGUUGUGCAGGAUUCACUUUGAAAUCUAACAUGGAAAGGCAUAUUAAAAGAAAACAUCCUGAAUUUGCUAGACCUACUCGCAGCAGAAAUUUUAUUCCUAGCAUAGUUUCAUCAAAUUUACAGAAACAGAGUCCAUCAACACUGUCUGAUAAAACAAGAGAUGCUUUGAGACAUGUAUUAAGCUCCAAGGUGCAACAAAUGCCUAUUUAUAAAAAUCUGAAUUCGGGGCCUUUUCCCAAAAUGGGGAAUACAUUUAAAAUAGUUAGCUCACCUCAUAAUUUCAUUACUCCUGUUGCUUCAAUUCCUGGAGCUAAAUCCACUGUGAAUGUUUCUCUGGAUUUAAGUGGGAAGCCUAAAAAAAUAACUGUAGUUGAUAUGAAUGCUUCAAAUGUCCUUAAGCUUUCUGAAAAUAAUGAUGAAGCUUGCUCUGAUUUAGCAAGUGUAUCAUCAGUAAUUUGCACUGCAAAUUCUCCCCAGUUUAAGCAGUACUUAGAAAAAUCAUCAGAUUUAGAAAAAAUGGAAGUGAACCAAAAAGAUGACGUGAAAGUGACUUCUGAAGAAGUUAGCAGUGUCAAAAAAAGUGAUAUGCCAUCAGUGUCUUGCCCAUUUUGUGAACGUAAAUUUCCAUGGACUAGCUCUCUUCGCCGUCAUAUUCUUACACAUACUGGUCAGAAGCCAUAUAAAUGUCCUAAGUGUUCUCUAUGGUUUACCACAAAAUCAAAUUGUGAAAGACACUUGAUACGCAAGCAUGGUCACAAGGGAGAUUUAAUAACUCGCAGUGUUCCUGACCGUCCAUAUAAAUGCAAUCACUGCUUAACAAGUACUUUCUCUACACAAGGCAAUCUUCGAAAGCAUUUUUAUCUAAAACACUGGACCAAGAGUUAUUUAGGUAUGAACUGCAAGCCUAUUCAAAGUGAUAAAAAGAAUGAUGCAAGUAUAUCUGUUUCUACUCUUGAAAACAAAUUAGAUGUACCGUCUAUCUCGACGGUAACUGCUCAAGAGCACAGUUACAGUCAGCCAGAGAGAAAGCACAAGUUCCCUUGUCACUUCUGUGAUGACAGCUUUAAAAAUAUGGUAGAUUUAAGCAACCAUAUGUUGAAGCAUCCUAGUGUCAUAUAUAUGUGUUACUUAUGUCGUAAAACAUUCCCUACUCAUACGACAUGUUACAGUCAUUUUAAAACUUCACAUUCAUUAGUUUACAUGCAAAUUACACAGAAUGAAAAUAUCAGCGUUUCUGCAGAAGAUAAUAACAAUGAUGAAAUCCCUGAAAUUGCUGCAGAUGAGAAAAGUAUUUCUUCUGUUGCAUGUAUGGUAUGUUUUCAGAAAAUGCCUUCAGUAGAAGGGCUUCAGCAACAUUUUAAGAAACAUUUAUUGAAAGAAAAAGUAUCUAGUAAUCAAGAGCAAGCUGUUUCAAAAGAAACAGUAUUGUCUUCAACAGAAACACAAAUUACCAGUUCGGGUUUAUCAGAGCCAGCUUCUCUUCCACUUGCCAACAAGAGAGGUAGGCCUACUAAAAAUAAAGUAAAAAAUUCACUUUUGUACCUUUUCACGCCACCUUCUAGUUGUAAUGCACAGAAGGCAACAAGAAGUAGUAAUUCAAAAAUGGAGAUAGUUUCACCAGAGGAAGAUUCAGAUUUGAUUCAGAAUUUACUUGGCAUUCAUGAUUCAAGGAUGAUUGAUGAGAUGUUAGUGUCAGCAGAUUCUGCUGCUCGACUUUUGGGUGUUAAAGAAUUGUAAAUAAUAAUUUUAUCUUUAAAAAAAAAUUAAUGUUUGUACAGCAAAAUAAUUUGGGUAAUUAUUAUAUUUCUGUUUUAAAUUCUAAAAUACUUUAGGAUUAGCAUGUUGAAUAAUGUAAUUAAUUUCAUACUAAUUAUUUGUAACUUUUUUUGGUGAUUAAUGGAAUUUAGCUGUUUAUUGUCAGUCAUUCAUUAUUUUCCAAUAAGUGUAUUGUGAUAAUCUGUAUAAAAUACUGAUUUUUUUUUAUGUGAGUAUAUUACAAACUAUUUAUGAUUUCAUGAAAAGUGAUUCCAUUGCCUUAGACAUAUAUAUAUCAAGUGAAUAAUACUAAAAAUAUAAAGUGAGGAAAUAUUGGAGUAUAUUAUAUAUAUAUAUAUCAGCAUUAUUUGUGUUUUAUCAAAGAUAGCCUUGUGUGAAAGGAUCAUAAACAUGAAAAUAUGUAUUGCAUAUUGUUGGAGAAAAAUAUUAAUUUUAAAAUAUAUAUACAUUUUCAAUAUGUGUAUUGAAUAAUACAAGCAAUAUAAUAUACAUUCAAUAUGUGUAUUUAUUUUCAGUAUAGAUAAAACAAGAAAUUGGGUUACAUUAAAAAAAUGUAUUCAUUUUUAUUUCCUUCCUUAAUAUAUUAAAAUAAUAUAAACAGAUAAUAAAAUUUUUUUCAAGUAUUCUUUAUUUAAUAUGUUAUAAAAGUAAUAAUUCAUUGCCACUAUAACAUGCUAGAACUGGCUUUGUGCAGAAAUGUGCUAAAGAACAUGAGAUAUUAAUUUUAAGAAGCUGUCAUUAUAUUGUUCCCCCCCUCGCCUGUAGGGGAAGAGUAUUAAAAAGAGAUUACAUUUUAUUUUUACUUUAAAAAUUUUCUGAAAGUCAUUAACAAAACAAUUUUUAUUUAACUUAAUUUAAAUUUGCAUUUUAGAAUUCAUAAAGUGAAAGAAAAUACUUGAACAAAAAUUCUAAUAUGUUGUAAUUUUAAGUAUUAAAAUACAGAUUAUAAAUUCCUGUGGUAACAAAUAUAUUAACUUUACUGUGCAAGCCAUGUAUAUUGAUUUGAAAUUUAUAAAAAUCUCUGUAUGAGUGUUGCUUAACAUCUAUCCUGCUUCUUUACACACACAUAAAAUAGUAGAGAAAUUGUUUCAUUAUCUUAAUUUAACAAAUUCUGAUUUUCUUUUAUUCAACUAAUGGACUUUUAAAGAAUGUAAUUUAUAAUUCAUAGUCAUAUUAGCUACUUCAUAUUUUAAAAGUAAAAAUAUUGAAAUUAAACAUAUAGGAAUAUUUUUCUGCAUAUUUAACAGCUGUAUAAACAAAUCAUAGUAGAAAAAAAAAGGUUUUAUGGAUACAUGUCAAUUACAUUUUUCUCAUCCGUUAUGAACUUCAUGAAAAACAUUCUGUGCUUAAAUGAAAAGUAUUAGAUGUAUAAUCACUUUGCCUUGUAUUAGAGAUUCAGCAAAAUUCAGAUAUGAAAUUAAUUUUAAAGAUUUAUUUGUAUAAACCUUCAGUAUCAAUAUUCUAUAUUUUGUAUAUAUGUAUAUGCAAUUAUGUGCUAAUGUAUAAUCUAUUAAUAGCUUUAGGCAAAUAUGAAUUAUUAUUGUAUGGAAGUAUUUUAUUAAUGUUUUAUAACAGAUUCAUUUUUGUAGCCUUGGUAGUUUUCUGAAAUGAGUGUAAUUAACAUUCCUUCAUUAUUUGUAGAUAUUUUGAUUCAUUGUGGAUUUUUGUUUAUUUCUGAGACCAAUUUUAAAUGAAAGUAAUAUGCCUUGAAAAUGUUCAUAUAUAUUUUAGAUUACUGAAAAUUGUUACUUUGAAGUGCCUAUAAUCCACAUACCAAUACAAUUUGUGUUGUCUACUGUUCAGUGUAAAAUUAUGAAUACUAGACAUUAAUGUAUAUAUGAACUUAUAUUACUUCUUUUUGCUCAGGCUGUAAUAGACUGUUUAUCAUGUUGAUCAGUAUGGCAUUAAUGGAGAAGUAUUGACCAAUGAUGUGAUGUAACAAUUCCAUUUUUAUCAGUUGCUCUUGGUUAAAAAGCUGCAGUUAAUAGUUUUACAGGUUGCAAUUCAAUACAGAAGUCUUAAUUUGUGGUUGGUUGUUAAAAUUGAUAUGUAGUGCAAGUUAUUGUGGCAUUUCAUAUGUUCUUAUAUCAUAAAAGCAUAAAUCUUCAAGAUAUAGAAUUUUAUUAUAUUUAGAUUUUUUUAAGUAUGUUAAUAUUUAAAACUAUAUUUUUGCUUUUAAAAUGUUAAUGUUGCCAAAUAAAAUCCGUCCGCUUCAAUCACUUUUAGCAACUUUGGUAAUUUUUAUAUAUAUCUGUAACUGUUGUCAGUUGUAAUAAUGUUAUAAUAUACUGAAUAAUUUAACUUCUUUUACUAGACAGUAUUGGUUCAUUUGGAUUAUUUUAAGAUUUGCUUAUGGUUAGAACUUGAUGUACUGUUAAAAGGUCUUUAAUGUGUUAAAAAAUAGCUAUUUAAAAUUUAGACAUAAGAUUCUAAAUUAAUAAUCUGUCAUAAUUUCUGUUUAAUUUUUAGACAUUUUUAAAUGAAUGUAUUUUCAUCCAACGUUAGUUAAAUGACCAUUUUAUACAAUUGAUUAAAUUAUGUAUGAAUACUUUUAUCCUGAACAGUUAUAACUAGAAAACAUCCAAAAAUGAUUGUGACUAUUGUUAUUUGUUAUUAAAAAACUGUACUAUUCUACAAAUCAAAAUUGCCUUGUAUAUAAUAUUGGUUAAAAUACUUUGUUAUUUAUAAUUACACUAGAAUUCAAAUAAUAAAACUGUUAUUAAAAAGUUCAAUGUUUAGCAAAAGGAAUUAUAUUCCUUAGCCUUUUUAUCUGAUGUGAAAACAAAUUAUAUGUUUUAUCAUCACCCCAAAAACUACAGCUAUCACUUUCAGUGUCUUAUAUUAUGAUAAUAUAUUUAAAAAUGAAUAUUAGCUUUGAAUCAUAUUAAAAAAUAUUAUGUGGUUGUUGCUAAUACUGAAUUCUGGCAUCAUCAUAUAUAUAUAUAUAUAUAUACACAUGCCUUAUAAUCAAUCAAUCUAAUGUGUGCACAUUUGUACCAUUUCUUGUUGAACAGUCAAUUACAAACCCACUGCUCGUUCUUUAAGCACCAGUAGUAAGGGCGUACUUUGUGCCCCAAUAACUUCUCAUCCAAUUUUUAUUAGUUCUUGGUACUGGAUCCAAGGAUCUAAUACCCUCUCCCCCUGUCUUCUGAAGGAAACUUUUUUGAGUUAAUAGAUUUUAUGCAUUUUUCCUUUAUAAGGAUGCUGCUAUACACAGAUAAUUAUGCCAUGGAUUCAGAUUUGUUCAUUUCAGUGUGAGAGCAACCUUCACUGGCCACCAUAUCAAUCAUAUGGCUAAAAUUAGAAUGUUAUAAGGUAUAACUACAUUUCACUGGGCAAAAAAUCUCUGAAAGUGCUUUUCUAGAAACAAAUUUUUGUAUAGAUUUGUGGUUUUAAUGUGGUGUCAACAAUGUUUUUAAAAGUGCAAUUUCACUUUAUGACAAGUGCUGUCAUUUAAACUUGGUACAAAAUUACCCAUAUUAUAUUAAAAAUGUGAAACAAAGUAAUAGUGUAAAAAUAUUCUUGUUAAAUUCAUAAACUUAAUAAUUAUUAUAUUUAAUGAAAUUAUUUAUGUACUUUUAAAGAUAACAGCUUACAUAGUAUGAGGUUAUUAUCUGAAAGUUUGGAAAAUGUUUAUUAAUUUAUAUCAUGUCCUCCAUAGUUUUCAAAUGAAUCUCAUUAGCAAUCAAUGACCCUGUUGAUCUCAGCACCAUUCCCUUAACAGGAAAAUCUUUAUUGUCAUCAUUUGUACAAUGUUCAGCAUCAACUGCAGUUCUUCUAAUGCAGUUCUAAUGUUCUUCAACUGCCGUUCAUGAAUGAAAUCUUUAUAUAUUUUAUCUUCAUUUUCAUUUAGUGAAAGGAGAAAAGUUACUGGAACUUAAUCUGGUGAAUAAAAAGAAUAAAGCAUAUCCAAUAAAAUUUGAAAAUCCGGCAACAUUGCAGGUAUUAUGAAAUUUCUGUCCAAGAUAUUUCAAGAUGAUUUCAUGUGCUUUUGAAAAUUCUUUAGGGAUAUUAUAAACAAGGGACAUCUAGAAUAGUCAUCAACUGACAUUUAGUUAUUUUUUAAAUAAAUACAUGUAGGUUAUCAUCUAGCAUUAGCAUUUUUGCAAAAAAAUGGUUGAAACAUUUUAUGAGUAACUUUAUCACUUUCGCCAAGCCUAUAGCAGCAUUUAAUGCAUAUAUCAUAGCUCAUUUAAUGCAUUAAUUCUCAAGUGCAAUAAAAUUGUUAAACAAACCAGACCCAGUGUUAAAAAAUCAUGAGGAAAAAAAUUCUAUAGAAAGGAUCUUCUAGGUCAUAAAUAAGCGAUGUGGACUUUUUUUCACAUUUUUCAUGAACUUUUAGAUAGCAUCUCAUAAAUCACUGGUAAAUAUUUAAAAAAAUAAUAAACAUUUUGUUUUUGAUGAGUUGUGUGACAGGUUUUUCACUCUUUAUAUGCUUAUUAAAUUGAACUAAAUUUGAAUUGCAUGUAUAUGAAUUGUUCUGUGCUGUUUUGUUUAAAUAUAUUUUAGUUCAUUGUUGUACAUAUACUUUUUAACAACAAAGGUAACUGAAGAAUUUACUUUUUGUAAUUAAUUUAUUAUGUUAUUAGCAUAAAAAGCCAACAAUGUCAGAUGCAAUAGUUUUAUUCACACAAAAAACUCUUCAGUAAUCAUUAGAUAUGUUUAAUGUCAUAUUCAGUGUAAUCAUAAACAGAACUCUGAUGAUUACAUAAUUUUUACUUUUGAAACUAACAUAAUUACUGUACUAAUUAAAAACAGCUUUGCAAAUUAAAAGUUAGACUAAAAAUAUAUAUGCUUAGCAUUGGAUUAUUUAAUCAAAAAUGAACCAGCAAUUUUUAUUUGGAAAGAAUUGCAGUAAAAUUCUAUUAAGAAGCUUUUCAAAGACUAAAGGGUUAGGAUUUUCUUAUGUGGAAAAAUAUAUAGUAAGAAGAGUGUUUAUUAAAAGUGACAGGAUAAAUAGUGGAUAAUUUGAAACACCAGCGGUGUCAAAAAGGACAAUUAACAGAUUUUUUGUGGUGAGCUGUAAUAAAGAAGGUCUAUGUUUUUGGUAGAACUAACUAACUAUAGAAAGACUCCGCUUGACAUAGACCAUGUAACUUACCACAGUUUUCUGAAUUGCAGGAUUCAGUAGCCAGAAUAUGUGAUCAAACUAUAAGAGGUACAAGGUCUGCAAAUAAAGCAAUGAGAGUUUUCCAAAGAGCAAUUUCAUUUUCAUUUAAAUUAUAAAUCCACUCCAUUCCUUUUAAAAUAUUCCCUUGGGAGGCCAUAUAUUGCCAGAGAUGAUAUUCCUCCUCUUCAAUGAAAUUCAAAUGAUUUCAAAUGAGAUUUUUUGAAGUUGGAACUCUGAGACAGGAAAAAGUUGCAGAGAUAGAUAAGGCAUAUAUAGGGGCUGAGGGACAUUAGGGAUGCCUUUUCAAUUGAAAAAUUCUAUUAGGAAGAGCACUGUGUGAAAAGAUGCAUUGAUUGAUGAAGCAUUCUAAUUUUUUUUAUAUAUGGUUUAAAUUUAGUUUUUUCGUGAUUAGUAUCUCGCAGUCAUUUGAAGGUCUGAUUAUAAGAUCCCUAAUUUUGUUCACAUUUUUAUCAGUUGUUCAUUUAUAUAUAAGUUUUCUGGAGUGAGAAUCUUUUUUCAAUUGAUUCUUGUCUUUUUAAAAGACCAAAAUCCACUUGAAAACUUUUACUCUUCGCAAAGCAGAGUUUCCAUAGCCUGUUAAAUUUUUGCAAAAGUCACGUAAAGAAAAAAACAUUGCUCAAAACUCAGAUCAUUUGUUUUCAUGAUACCAGAGGGAAAAAAUCACGAAUAACAGAAUACAUUUGAACUCUAUGAAGUUGCUGCUAAGUAUAUGAGAGGCUGACUUUCUUGCCUUAUAGAAGGCAACUGCUCUUGCCCAUCAUGUAGUUUGCUACAUGACCAGUCUCAUUAAUUUAUCUUAAAACUUUGUAUUAAUAUGUAUUUAUUUACUGACUUUUAUCACCUAGUUAAAUAGUGUAGCAAAUACACAACUGGCUAGGUUGUAUUGGUUUAUCAACUGAAAACUGUGUGAAAGCUUCCUGUCUUGUGAGUAGACACAGUUUUUAGUAUAGAAUGUAUAUAUAGCUUGUUAAAUAGCAACAUAUUGGUUAAUCAAUUAAAAAUAUUUCAUCUUCUAGAGAAAUAAAAUUUUUAUACUCUUAUCUUAGAAAAAGACUUAACUGACCUAGCAAAAUUUCAUAAAAUAAUAUAUCCUUGAUGUAAAAAAUUUUACAUCUUGGACAUGAAAAUUUAAGAAGUGAGAAUUUUAUUGGGAAUGUUUAUCUUUUGAAUUUCAUUUUCAAACUUUAAAAAUCAAGACUUAGCGGGAACAUUUUGUGGGUUCUGUUGUUGGUGAAUCUAGAGAGAGUAUAUACAAAUAAAUAAUAAUGCAGCAAAUAAUUUUUUAAAUGUUAAAGUGUGAAGAAAAUCAAUUAACUCUUUAGUAACUGAUAUUUUUCACAAAAGCUGUUAUAAAAGUACUUUAAAAAACUUGAAUAGUACUUUUAAAAUUUUAAGUGGAAUGUGUAAUUAAUACUGCUAUUUGAUUUUCAUGAGACUUAAAGCAUUAGAAAUUUUAGUAUGUUCAAGUUGAGUUUUUAAUUUUUCAGCACUUUGCUAAAAAUUCAGGCUGACAAAAAAAAAUACUGCAUGAAAAUUAGAAAGUGCUAUCGCAACUGUUGUUGUCAAGUGUGAAAAAUAAUAGAUUAAAUAAUUAAAGUUUGCAUAACUAAGACAUCCAGUUACAUGACUAUUAACAUUUUAAAAAAUAGCAUUUUAAUGUUGUUAAUACUGAAGUAAGUAAAAUGCUUAAUUUCAAAAAUUAAACUUGGCAAUAGCUUUGCUUUAAAUAAAUUAGGUAAUAUCUAGAAAACAUGAUGGGAUUUUGUGACUAUCUUAAAAUAUUUUAUUUGUGAUGUCUAAUUCAUCAUCCCUUAUAAAGUUUGUAUUUUAUUUUAUUAAAUUUACAAUAUUUGGAAAACAAAAAUGAUAUAUCUGUAUUACACGAAAUUUUAAUUUUUAAGUUUUUUCUUCUGCCUUAUACAGAAUUAAACCCUUUUCCUUUAUAACAUUAUUUUAAGGUUCUUGGUCUUAUACAUAUAAAAAUAAAUGCUACUGUAGAUGCUUUCUACAUAUUUUAGAUAUAUUUAUUUAUUCAUGUGAAAGAAAAAAGAAAAAAAAAAAAAAAAUACUUGUUCUGUAUGUAACAAGUGCAGUGCAUGAACUUUUGUAUUAUAAAAUUAACCUUAAUACUUUUAUAUAAUAUGAGUAGCUGUUGUUUCUAUCUGUAAUCAUGCCCAAUAACUUAAUUUAAAGUACUUAAAUUAUCAAUAAAUGAACAUCUUUCAAAAUUUCUACCUCCUAGAAUUUCUUUUACAAAAGUUUUAUACCUAACAUUAACAUUAGUAACUACAUGGAUAUAUUUACCUAAAUAAAAUCCACACUACUUUUUACUUGAUUUUGUUUUUAAAUUCUAAACAAAAGGAAGGUUGUGAACAGUGUUUCUUUUGAUUGCACAUUUUUUAAGAUAUAACUGUUUCAUUUAAAUCUUAUAUUUUAAGGUAACUGAUUGCUGACUAUGAAAUUUACACCAACUUCUGUAAAAAUGGUAUUUAGAGUCUUUAACCUUCACUGCAGCAUGACUGCUUUUAUUCAGUCAUGAGAGUUGUUAUCACUUUGUAUAGAUUAUCUUGUUGUUUAAAAUAUUUUGUUUUCAUUUUACUUCAAUAUUACACCACUGGAAUAGAAAAUACAUAAUUAUACAAAAGAAUUGCUAAUAUUGUAAUUCUAGCUAUGUUAAUUAAAUAUGGCUGUUCUUGAACAGAUUCAAAAAGCCAUACUCUCAGAGGGUUUGAGAAUCACAAACAGGAAAGAAAGGGACCAUUUUGUGUAUGAAGAGUUACCAUAACUAUUUAGUGUACAUAUUUUAUAAACAUUUAAUAAAAUAUAUAAAAUGUAUUAAUGAAAAUGUGAUGUGUAUUUUGCUUAUGUGUUGGUUUAUUUUUCACUUUUUUUCUGUAGAAAGAUUUAAGAUAUGUGAAACUCGUUCACAAUCUUGGAUUUUUAUGUUUUCAUCAUAAAGUGGCAUAAUUUAAGUUUCAGGUUAUUUUAUCUGGUGUAGCAUAAUAAAACUAAGGCAAUUAAAAUUACUUUAAUUUUAUUAGUUAAAAUUACCCUAAUUAAAACUAUUUUAUGAAAAAGAAUUAUAUUGCAUUUUCAGAAAAGUGUUUGUGUGUGUAUAUAUAUAUCCCCAAAUAAUAAAGGUUAUGCCAUUUGAGAUUUCAAAGGCUUAUAUUGGCUGCUAAGUCAUUUUUUAAGGAAGAUACAGAGUGGCUCACAAAAAUCUUGCCCACAAGCAUGUAGAGACAGAUACUAAACCUCGUCUCACUUGCUUCAUUGUUGUGAAUGUGUUCAUUAUUCCAUUUUCAGUACAAAAGCUGUAAAGGGUUCAGUUAGAUGUAUUCUGUUCAACAAAGAAUUGACAAAGAAGAGGUUCAUGCCAGGCCAGUUAGGCUGAUUUCUUGUGCACCACCCUGUAUAACUGUAGUUAAAAAUUUAUGGAUUUUUCAUAUCUGAAAUAUCUAUAAUAAAAUGCCUUUGAAGGUAUUUUGUUCAUGUUAAAAAAAGGUACCUUUGCAAGUGACAAUUAAAUCAGAAAUAUUGUAGCCUGUUUUGUUGUUGUAAUAUUGAAGCCUGUUUUAAAUUGACUAUACAAAUAGCAAUAUUAUUGUCAGAGUCAGAUUUUACAGAUCUGUAAGUCAGCAAUACAAGAUUAACAGGGUGUAAUUUAGUAGACAGAUUGCGCAUUUUUAUUUUAUAAUGAAAAAGAAGAUUAAAUCAAGUUUAUUGCUAUAAAUAUUAACAACUAUAAAAUAAUAAUGCACAUUCUUUAUUAGGAAAGCAAACAUAUUUUCACUAGUGCAUAAUUAACAAAAUUUCAUAUUAGCAAUUUAAUGUUUAACAUUACCAAAAAUGUGUAUAGCUAAAAUGUAUGAUAUUGUGUUGUUGCAAUAAUUAAUAACAAAUUUUAUCAUUUGAUAUUUUAAUGCACUAUCACAAGAUUUUUCUUUGUUCCUGAAACUGAGGAAAUUAAUCUUUAUCCCAUAUGUAUUUUGUGCUCAAAUAUUAAGUGCACUUGUAGACUGUAUUUUAUUUAAACUACUACCGGUGAUGAGCAGUUGUAUUAACCAUACCUAGUCUCUUCAUAUUAAAGCCAAUGAAAUUUGUC
Messenger RNA from Stegodyphus dumicola, 14114 nucleotides. Its product is annotated as ras-responsive element-binding protein 1-like. The record is from RefSeq and is a predicted model, not a curated record. Gene Ontology annotation, molecular function: DNA-binding transcription activator activity, RNA polymerase II-specific; RNA polymerase II cis-regulatory region sequence-specific DNA binding. Lineage: Eukaryota; Metazoa; Arthropoda; Arachnida; Araneae; Eresidae. Gene Ontology annotation, cellular component: nucleus. Gene Ontology annotation, biological process: regulation of transcription by RNA polymerase II.